ACAGAACGCUCUGCUGCUUUCAUAAUGGUUACUUUCCCCCUUCACAUGCUGAUAACACCAGGGGUGUUUUUUUUUUUCUUUUUCUCCAUCUGAUCUUCACUGUGAGAACCUGGAGGCGUUGGUGGAGCUCAACCUACAAAAGGGUGGGAGUGUCCUCAUUCUGAGUGUCCUAAAAGUUCAUUCACACAUGACCAUUCUGACCCUCAGAGAACUUACGAACAGAAGCUCUGGUCUUUCUACCUCCACGUUGAUUCUUGUUGAAGUAUCUAUCAGCUUGUGAGUUUCUACUCUGAAUUUCACCACUGUUCAGCUCUGCCUAUUUACACAUGGAGAACAAUAUGGAGAGAUACUGCAGGAACUGUUAUAUAAUAAACAGUAAUGCACUGAGUUACAUUUCAAGACCUAGAGAAAUGAUUGCUAACAUUUAUGGGCCCUUUGCCCCCGACAUGAAGCUGUGACAGUCUCCUUUCAUUUCAGCCAACCAUCAAAAUCUAUGAGGUGAUCCAUGUCUCUCGGAAUGUGUAAAACACCGACAUUCUCCACAAAGAAGAAGCAGUGAUAUAUAGAAGAUAACGUUUUCUGGGGCAUCUCUUCAGCUCAACUUGGCAUUCUCUAGUGAUGUUGAAUAGCUGUUUUCUGCUUGUACACAACACUAUCCUUUCAGAUCCCAAUCCAAACCACUGCCUGUCCCUUGGUCUUGGGUACUGGCACUGAAUUUCUAUUCAGUUCUACAUAAUUGCAAGAGACACAAUGGAGAAGUGUACAGAAUCUCCACCAAACUUAAAUGCAGAGACUUCCUUUUUGAAAGGAGGCAAUCUGAUUCUGCAGCCACAAGUGCAACAUCCAACUGAUGAUAAUCUUCCUUUAUCAGGGCAAGUUGUACCCGCCCUGAAUACCCCAGUGAUGUCUGGUCCUUACUCAGGUAACCAUCUUCCUCAGUUUCAUGGUAACCCAGCCAGUGUCAAAGGUUUUUUUGCUCAGGUGACCACCUAUUUGAAGGCUCUGAAUAUUUCUAAUCCUGCAGAUGAUGCCCGAGUCAAGCACUUUUUUGACUACCUGUCGCAGCAGAUGCCAAAUUGUGAUUUCCUAUCUGAGACAACUCAGAGUAAUCUAUUGAAACAAUAUGAGAACUUUGUUCUUGAGCUACAACAACCAUUUGGUGAACCAAUGGCACAAGAAACAACACCUCCAACGAAUGUUAUGGUUGACAAAAGUGACAUCUCUCCACUGGAUGCUACUACUUUUCAAGUUCAUGCUCCAAAUUUGAGUUAUAGUGAGACCCAUCAGAGAGAACAGUUCCAAAAAGAACAAACUGAUCCCACUCAGAAUGAAGAAAUCACAGAUAUAAUGGACAACCUACCAGAUUUGAUCACUCAAUGCAUUCAGCUAGACAAAAAACACAAAGACAGGCCAGAGCUCCUACAGUCAGAAAAUCAUGUUCCAAUGUUUGCUUCCACAAACCAGUAUCAGUCCUUCAUUGGUCCCAUACGUCCACUACCAAAGGAUGGGCCUAAACAGUUGCAGGGAGCCUACCUGCCUGUCACUCCAGCCAAAAGAGCCCGCCAGCAAGAAACUCAGUUAUGUGUCUACUGUAACCAGGCAGGCCACUUCACAAGAGAUUGCCUUGCUAAACGUUCUAGAACUCCAGCAAGGAAAAAAAUGUAGCCAGCUUACUAGUAAGAGGAGGAUAGGAAAUCACUUUGUAAACUCAUACCCUCUCACCAUUGGCCUUAGUGAUUUAUAAACUUUCACAAACUUCAAAAUACAAAUGAGUUGCUGUGGCAUCACAUUAAAAACAGACAAAAACAUUUACAUCCCCAGGAAUUUGAACAACCAGAAUUUGUUGGUUGAAAGACAGCCCCUCCCCAAACUUGUCCUAACAACAAUGAUGAAGAUAAUUAACAGAAACUUCAUGUUGGGACCAAUCAGCUUCAAGAGUUCUAAAAGUUUGCAGACAAGACUCUCUACAAUCUGAGCUUGAAAUGUACUGAGAUUCACAUCUCUACCAAAGGAUGAAAUGAUGAAAUUAUAGUUGAUUCUAUUGGACCAAAUCUCAUAGUUUAUGUGCCUAGGACUGAACCCAAAGCUUUUACCGUCUUCUUUAUUAAUCUAUUUCUUAGUGACUUGUUUGUUCAGGUCUUUUGUUUGCAAUUAUUGUGGCAUCACCAUAUCCAACAAUAUCCUUGUCAUCGGGAGACCAUAAUCUGGAUUCUGUUGUACCUAUUAAUCAGACUUCAGUGCCAACACAUGACAAUCAUAAUGGAACUAAGUCUCUGCCACCCAUUUAUACAGCUACAUAUUUUGUUGCCAUCUGAAGACUUCUGCUUACCCACCAUGCUGAACUUUUUAGCUAUUGGCAAAUCAAAUUGUAUACUGAUUAAGUACUGGCAACUUUCUUUGAGGAAUAGCCUCUCUGGCAGUUAACAUACUUUGAGCCUGCCAAUCCAAGCUUAGCCCUAUCUACACCAAUGUUCCUAUUUUAGGUUUGAAGAUAUACAUGGCUAAGUCUAAUGGUUUAGGAUAAUGACCAAGUAAGGCAUUUAAAGACAUUUGUUUAAGGUAUCCUAUCAUAGUUACUGUAACAGCAGCAUGUUCUUGCUGCCUGAACAAAGACCAAACUCAACUAAGGACUGACUUUCCAGCCUGCAGUAGUUCGUGAUUUCCUAGGCCUCACUAUAUCAAAUCACUGCCAGUUGCUACCAAGCUAUACUCCUAUGGACCACCUUUGGCUAUCAUCUAAUUGAGGACCUUGGAAAGCAAUGGGAUGACCUAGAACUUUUGGAAACAACUCAUCUAAAAAAUCCUGUGCACAUACAUUAACACCAUCUGUGCACAAAACUCAAGAACUGGGGUGUUCUUUUGCUUGUCUUGUACUCUUGGCACACAUCAGCUCUAUGUAUAAAUAGAUGAUGUAGGUGAUGCUUCUACAAAAAAUGGAAUGAUGUGCUAGAAAGGCACAACUUCUUAGACAUGCUAACAUCUACUGUUGCUCAAUAUUUGUUGGUAAUUACCAGUUCUUUGUUCAUUGCUUCUUGGUGCUGGUGUAUUUCCCCAUAGUGGAUUACCUGAAAUUAGUCAUUGCAUAUUCCUUAAUAGCCACUCAGAACAUGAAGUGCCAUUGCACUUUGGUCUUGUUUCUUGAGAAUUGUGCUUAGUUUUCAAUACUUAAACCCGGCCUUACUGCUCUCAUCUUGUAGCACCAAGAAAUAUAUCUUCAUCCAUCAGUGCCUCACUAACCACUGUGCCAAUCCCUACUUACAUUCACAAGCAGUUUGUUCCUUUGUCAGUAACUUGCUAUAUAUUCACAGUACUUCAUAAAUGACCAUAAUAAGGAGAUAUGAAUGCAUACAUUUUGAUUGUGCUAAGAAAUCUCCUCUCCAUUACUGGGAUUGUAUGAGAAACUUUAUCAAGUAGAGUUAUUUAAAUGUUGAAUGAGUCUAAGAUUUUCAGAAAGAUUUCUCAUCUAUCUCUUCUAAUUCUAUAAUAAAGGACUAAUCCAAAUGAACU
Molecule: messenger RNA, 3507 nt
Organism: Mastomys coucha (southern multimammate mouse)
Lineage: Eukaryota; Metazoa; Chordata; Mammalia; Rodentia; Muridae
Gene: Rtl4
Product: retrotransposon Gag like 4
Exons: 4
Coding region: 751-1665 (304 amino acids)
Molecular function (GO): zinc ion binding; nucleic acid binding
Source: RefSeq, a predicted model, not a curated record